Messenger RNA from Anopheles coustani, 1573 nucleotides. Its product is annotated as golgin subfamily A member 6-like protein 4. Lineage: Eukaryota; Metazoa; Arthropoda; Insecta; Diptera; Culicidae. The record is from RefSeq and is a predicted model, not a curated record. The transcript is spliced from 4 exons. Bases 49 to 1293 code for a protein of 414 amino acids.
GAAGCGUUGUUCAUUACUUUCUGCUAGUUAAACAUUUAAAACGUGAGAAUGUCGGAUAAUCAACCGCAAAAAGGCGAAUUCAGUGACAACCAAUCAAGUCCUAGUAGUGUUGAGGAUUUUGCAGGCAACACCAUGUCCCAAGAAGUUGCGCAAGACUUACACCAUCUAAUGUUUGAGGAUAAAAAGGCUUUGCUUACCGAAUAUGUACGGCAAACUAUUAAAAGCUACCGGCAGCAGAACAAUAUUUUCGGCUUAGAAAAAUCGUUGAAAAAAGCAAUGAUUGAAUUGGAGAUGGUUAAACAACAUCUGCAAAACGAACAACGAUGCCGAGCGGACGUGCAGGCUUUAACAAAAGAACGCCAAGAACUGUCACGUAAUUUAAACGCCAAACAGGAGAUAAUUGAUAGACUUGUGAAACAGGUAGAAACGGUCCGCGCACAAUUUAAAAAUGAGGUCCGAACUAAUCGACAGAAAAUAGAAGAUUUGAGCAAAGGCGUUUCGGUGAUGGGAGAGAAUGCAUCCAAGCAGGCGAAUGAAUUCCAGACACUUGCGGAACGCUGGAAUGCAUGUAAGAUGGAGCUCGAAAAAAGAAUCAAGCAUUUGACGGAAGAAAAGAGCGUACUAUAUGCCAGUCAAAUUGAAUUGGCGACAAAAAUUGAAACAUUGAUAAAGGAGCAGGAAAUGUCUACUAUGACACUAUCUGAGGAGCUAAAAAUAAAACAGCAGAAAAAUGAGCGCGGUAAGCAUGAGAUUUCCGAAAUUAACGAGACAAUCACAAAGCUGGAACAAGCGCAAGAUCAGGCAACCGAAGAAUUUAAGCAAACCAAGCUGAGUGGUGAACAACUUCUCAAUAAUUUCCGGGAAGAGUUGCAAGCCAAGCAGGCGGAAAAAAAGAAACUGCUUGAUGAGAAAGCACAAGCAUGCGAUGAAAUUCGUCAACUUCGUGAAAAUUUAACAGAAUUGAAAAAUAGGAAGCAUGCCGCACUAGAGAAUCUGAACAAAACUGAAGAAUUGAACUCGCACAAGGGAGAGGAAUUGAAAAAACUACUUGCAAUGGAGGAAAACCUCAAAGAGCAAAUAAAGUCAAAGUCAAAGUUUCCCAACAUAAUGAAGCCAGGAGCACAAACGAAAAUACCUGUACCUAAACCUACAUCAUUAAGUACAAACAAGAAUGCAACAAGAAUAAGCCAGGAAAGCGAUUCAAUGAGCAUUGUAUCAUUUCAUCAUGACAACCGAGUUAGAUACAUUGAGAGUUCCAACUCCAGAUUCGACACCACAACCGAAAUGGAUUAAUAUAUCCUGUUUUUUUCUUCCCCUUUUCAUUUCUCUUCAACUAAAAAAGAUAUCUGUUUUCGCUAGAAAACAUAUCUUUGUCAUUCCUACACCUAUUUGCUUAUGUUUCCAUACACGCACACUGAACAUGGAUUUAGAUUUUCAAUAAACAUGAACUAAAUUUCUAUAAACUAUUCUACCGGUUAUUCUACUAGCCUUCCUUACCUUUUUCCUAUUUUUGAAGGUUCUGUGCAUCUUUGGUUAAGUACUAAAGUGGAAGUGGCUAAUUACAUGUAUGUGG